AUGGGUGCGGCUCUGCUUAUCCUGUUUGUGCCUAGAGUUAGAAAUAGCACUUUUCAUGAACAAAGCUCAGUACAAAAGAACAAAAAUAAAGAUGAUAAGCCAGAACUAUAUGCACAGAUUAGAAAAACCCGUCCACUAAGAGGAAAUACACCCAUUGAUGAUUUUUUAACACAAGAGGAAAGAAAAAAACAAAUAGAGGAUGCUACUGCUAUGAUUCAAAAAAUAAGUAAAAUGGAUAAACCUGCCUAUUUUAAGUUUUCAAAAAUACAUCCUUCAAGUGAAAAAGCGACAGCAUAUAAUAAUGAUUCAAGCAAUAAGCAGAUAAGUGUAACAGAUCCUAUGUCUGUACAUAUUGAUAAAUCUGCCAAUCCAGAACAUGCUUUAAGCUCUGACUCUGCGAAUAAAGAAGGGGAUCCUGGUUAUGAAUAUGAAGAGACUGAUGAUGAUACACACUCUUCCACUAGAAAAAGCUCUGGUACUGUUGAAAAAAGAGUAAAACAUCUCGACGAAUUCUUUAAAGAAGGAAUGAAAGACCCUAUGACUUUAGAAAAAGAGAAGAAAGAAGCCCCGAAUACUAAAGCCAAAAAAAACCAUUCUUUAGCUAGUAAUGAAAAUAGCGAUGAAAUGACAGAUCAGAGUCCUCUACCUAGUGAUGAAAAGAGUAAGAAAGGAUCUAGCAAUUACUUUAGUAAAAUUUCUAAGAAAUUCUUCAAAAAGACUUCGCCUAACAAGAAAGCAACUUGA
Nematocida minor is the source of this 744-nucleotide messenger RNA. RefSeq lists its product as uncharacterized. The transcript has a single exon. The coding region runs from base 1 to 744 and encodes 247 amino acids. The record is from RefSeq and is a predicted model, not a curated record. NCBI's taxonomy places the organism in Eukaryota, Fungi, Microsporidia.